AUGGCGUCAUGUUCUCUUCGCAAUCUGUGCUCUCGACAAACAACACCAGCAUCCGCAAUAGUGCCGAAGUUUGGACCUAGAACCACGGCAUUGGAAGUUAUCAAAGGACUCAAUGCUAAACUUGAUGGAAAGGUAGUGCUGAUUACGGGCGCCACCUCUGGACUUGGUAUUGAAACAGCUCGUGCAAUGGCAAGUACUAAUGCUCAUGUAUUCAUUACGGCUCGUGAUAUGAGAAAGGGAGCACAAGUCGUCGAAGAUAUCAAGAAAACAACAGGUAACGACAAAGUCGAAGUGAUGGAACUCGAUUUGACUUCACUGAAAUCAGUACGAGAUUUCGUCACUCGUUUUCGACAACGACGACUUCCUAUCAAUAUUCUGAUCUGCAACGCGGGCAUCAUGGCAUGUCCAUAUUCGAAAACCGUGGACGGUUUCGAAUCCCAAUUCGGUGUUAAUCAUCUUGCACAUUUUCAUCUUACAAAUCUUCUCUUGCCUGAGCUUCGAGCAGGAAAACCAGCACGUGUAAUUGUAGUCAGUUCCAUUGCAAAUAAAUCUGGUGGCAUCAAUUUCGAUGAUAUUAAUUGGGAAAAACAAUAUGAUAAAUGGGCAGCUUAUGCUCAAAGCAAAUCGGCAAAUAUUCUGUUCGCAAAACAAUUCAAUAAAUUAUAUGCAAGAGAUGGAAUUCAAGCAUUUUCUCUACAUCCGGGCAUUAUUAUGACAAAUUUGCAACGACAUACACCGACAGAAGAGUUGCAAGCAUUUGGAGUCCUUAAAGAAGAUGGUAGUAUCAAUGAUAUUUGCAAAACAAUCGAACAAGGAGCUGCAACGAGUGUCUAUACGGCUUUGGCACCUGAGCUGAAUAAUCAUGGUGGUGAAUAUUUGGAAGAUUGUGCCAUUAGCCGUGGUAUCAACGUUGGAGAUGGUUUUUGGGGUAUGGGACCACAUGUCGUCGAUAUGAACAAUGCCGAGCGUCUCUGGAGAAUCAGUGAACAACUCGUAACAUCGAAAUAA
Rotaria sordida is the source of this 1008-nucleotide messenger RNA. The record is from the annotation of a GenBank genome assembly. Lineage: Eukaryota; Metazoa; Rotifera; Eurotatoria; Philodinida; Philodinidae.